Vanrija pseudolonga is the source of this 528-nucleotide messenger RNA. RefSeq lists its product as uncharacterized. The transcript is spliced from 2 exons. The coding region runs from base 1 to 528 and encodes 175 amino acids. Lineage: Eukaryota; Fungi; Basidiomycota; Tremellomycetes; Trichosporonales; Trichosporonaceae. The record is from RefSeq and is a predicted model, not a curated record.
AUGAACCAAGCCCAGUUCGUUAUGGGCCAACCCCAGUUUGCCAUGAACCAAAACCUGUUGGCCAUGAACCAAAACCAGUUCGCCAUGAACCAGGGGUUCCUGCCACCCCCACAACUGGUCACAGCAGGUCCCCCCGUUCCACAGUUCCAUCCUGGCACGCAAGGCCAAUGGCAGCAAGGUGCAGCACUUCAAUUUGCCCCGCAACAGGCGCAGAGCCCGCAGAUGGUACCGGCUCAACAUGUGCUUGGGACGCCACAGUUCUCCCACCCUGCGGCGACCAUGAACCAACAGGAUGCCAGACAGCAUGAGCGGUUGAACCAGUACCAAUCCCUCGGUGUGGCAUCCCUCCGACCCUCGACUCCUCAGCAGCAACAGCACCCCACAUCAGCUCCAUCACCGGGCGCUGGUCAACAACUUCAGUGUACUCUCCCCAACCGGUCGCCCAACAAGUGGCACAGCCCCAACCUCCAAGCAUGUCUGUCCACCCGCCAGUACCUGCUGGUCGCCAUACCCUCUCUCCUCGCAUGA